Neurospora tetraspora is the source of this 2394-nucleotide messenger RNA. RefSeq names its product RFX DNA-binding domain-containing protein. Bases 1 to 2394 code for a protein of 797 amino acids. Lineage: Eukaryota; Fungi; Ascomycota; Sordariomycetes; Sordariales; Sordariaceae. The record is from RefSeq and is a predicted model, not a curated record. The transcript is spliced from 3 exons. Gene Ontology annotation, molecular function: RNA polymerase II cis-regulatory region sequence-specific DNA binding; DNA-binding transcription factor activity, RNA polymerase II-specific. Gene Ontology annotation, biological process: regulation of transcription by RNA polymerase II.
AUGCUUACUGCUUGUACAGACCCUCUCGCCCUCACCAAGGCGAAGAAGCGGCCUCGCUCUCAAGGCUCAACAGCUUCCAUCCACAGCGCCGCAACACAACCAAAUCUCGACCACGCGUUUACUGACGUGCCCGAAGUCUACCAAUCCCAAUGGAUUCCGAACGAUCACAGCCGAACCCGAGACCUUGGCCACCCGACCGCCCAGAUGACACAAGACGACAUGGUGCUGGCCUCCCAGUUGCACACUAGCCGCGAGUUCGCCAUGGAUUCACAGGUCAACGCUUCGAUGCAGAACGUUCAAUAUCAUGGCAGCCACAGCAUGAGCCGCCAGUCUUUGUCCGCCGAUUCCUUUGCCGGAAACACCAGUUUUGUGGAGGACAGUCAGAUGGUGGACCAUGACGGCAACAACGACCACGGCUCCUACGUUGGAAUGACAUCGCAAUCUAAGGGGGGGUCACGCUCGAGUGCGAACAACGAAGUGGAAAUGCGUCAGCUAUAUGUCGCCAACAGACACAGGAAUCUUCAGGAGGUUGCAGAGGAGCUGCACGGCAACGAGCGUGGGCCCAAUUCAGAACGAACCCGCCAGGUUUUCGCAAUGCUUUGGAUCAGUCAAGUCUGCUCAAAGGGCAAGGGAUCGGUACCUAGAGGGAGGGUUUACGCCAACUAUGCCUCCAGGUGUGCGACCGAGAGGAUAACAGUCCUGAAUCCUGCCAGUUUUGGAAAGCUUGUCCGGGUUCUUUUUCCCGGACUGAAAACUCGUCGCCUUGGUGUUCGGGGAGAGUCAAAAUAUCAUUACGUCAACUUUCAACUUCGAGAAGACCAGCCUGAUGUGCGAGAUGUCUCGACACAACCGCAAGUUUCCCCAACAGAGGAGCAGUCCUUCUCCCAAACUUUUAACACGGCACCGGACAAUACAAUGACAACCGAACGCCCUGUACUCCCCACGCCUGACCUGGGGCAGCAACCGGAGACCCGGGUCAGGCGGCCGCAUGAAUAUGUUCACAGGCUGUACAACCAAGUCCAGGUGGCCAACAUUGACCAGCUUAGCACGACGGUAACCAAGACAGUACAGAGGCUUUGUUUUGCCGCGGAAACCGAGGAGACAUUCCAGCAGUCCGACCCUCUCGUCCUACCACGUAUCGAGCCAUUUCUACCCAAAAAUACCGAUCCGGACGCUGCCAAGUCGCUGGCUGCGCUCUACAGGUCACACUGUACGUCUCUGGUGGAAUGCAUUCGGUAUUGUAAAGAGAAGACUUUCUUCCACCUUUACACCUCAUUCCAGGGCACUCUCACAAUGCCGGUCCAGAAGCUAUUCAGCAACCCGGCUGUUGCACCUUGGAUAGAGGAGUGCGACUUUGUUCUCUACCAGCGCAUGAUGCGCAUUGUCUCGAGCCUGGUCCUCCAGGUGGUUCCCAAGACGGUGCUCGAUACGCUGAGGAACAUAGCAGAUAAGCUCGUCCCACACAUUCGCGAUUCCUUUCAAGGACAACCUCCUCACGUUCUCAAGGCCAAAGAAGCACCAGCAACUCUAUUCGCAGGCUUACUGGAUAGGGUGCUCCGUGUCAACCUUACCGCUCAUGCUGCCGCCAACAUGCUGUCAAACCCAGCAAACCGCGACCUCAUGUACGUGGAGUGGAUAAACAUAAUCAACCUAAGAAAGGUUGCCGAGAGUGUUCCGUCGAGGGGCAUGGAUGAUGUUGUGAAUCUCCUCCUCAAAGAGAUGCGUGAUCUCCUAGAUCCGGUUAACAUUCCAUGGGAAAUCGAAGGCCUGACCCUUCACGGAGAGAUGGCAAUGCGGAAUGGUCGGCAAUCCCAGGCAGGAAACCCUGAGGAAUCCACGGCCUCGAACGUUUUGGAUCGCUGGGUGAGCUUUCUUCGCUCCCUACCUUCGCACUUUCCCUACGCGUCACAUACCGAUAUUGUCUGGUGUGUUCAACGAUUAGGCACAGCCGUAAUGAGGGAUAUUACCCUGGGCCAAGGCAAGAGUUUUGGUUCUUGGUGGGUCACCAAGUGUUUUAUCGAUGAGAUGAUUCUCUUUUUGGCGGAAUACGGCGGGUUUCUCAAGCAAAAGUCGACACAUGAGUAUACGCUCCUUGUCUCACAGCAACAGGGCGCAAGCAACGAGGCAAGCAAUGAGGCAUCCAGAUAUAGAAGUGGAAGCGAUGAUUCCAGCGCGUCCCGAAUGUCCGAGUCGCAGCCAGAUCGGGCACGAUUCCCGGUGGCUGCAUCGACAGCCACCCAGCCGUCUGUCCAUGACGACAGUGGUAUAGGUAUUCGGACGCCCGAUGAAGAUUCUCCGAUUCAAAAGUUUGGCUUCCAAACGACUACUGCGAACUCGCAAGAUAUUUUUGCCGGCACGGAACUGCAGGAUGAGGACCAUUUGGCAGAUAUUUGA